AAUUGAUUUAAAUUUAACAUUAAACAAGUUCAUAGUACUUCUACGGGUUUAGGUCACUAAUAAUACUAAUAAAGAUGAUUUUGACAAAAAUAGGACUUGAUUUGGUAAUUGCCUAAAAAGAGAUAACCACGCGUCUCAUUUAGAAACUUUAGGAGUAAAUUGUCAUAUUUGCCCCUGUUUUAUUUGAUACGCAUUUAAUUGAUUUUCUUUCCUAACUAACCUAACGAACGCUUUUCCUUAUAUCGCUUAUCAGAUCUCUUAAUACGAUUGAUCGAUCUGAAAUUGAAGCUGACGAAUUGACGGUAACUAUGGAAGACGAAGGAGGAAGUUAUCGCUGGUAUGAAACGGAAGAUUAUACAAGGAUGAAGAGGUUGCAACAAGUGAUGUUGACAUUAUUUUUUGAUGGAAGAUGGAACAAGGACAAAAAAUUUGUUUAUAGAGCAACAUACGGAUUAUUGAUUAAUCCAAAUGCCUCUUAUUGUGACUUGCUUUAUGAGAUACGAGGUACUGUGGAGCUCCAACAGAAUGUCAACAUAUUGAGUAUAUCAUAUCAAAUAGAUGAAACAUUUGAGCCAACAAUUAUAGAUAAUGAUCAGAGUGUAAGGUUUUAUUUACACCUUAAGACGGGUGUCAAAUCUGAAGUUGGAAAAUACCCAUUGUGUAUUCAAAUUGAAAAUGAUAAGGUAGUUCCUGAUGUGGAUAUGGACUGCCACAGUGAUACCUGGGAGGAAGUAGGUCAGUCAGAGUUCAAUUUGAAUGAUGAAUACCCAAGAACUGAUGUGACAAUGACCAGAAAUUCUGAAGUAUGUACUGGACCACCAUCCACAGCAGGUCAACUUACAACUUGUUCAACAAGUUCUUUAUUGUCAUGUAUGGAUGGUAGUAGAAGUGAAAUAUUGGAUGGAAUGGACACAACAUUAAGGAUCAAUGGGCUAUAUCCGAGUAAAGAGGAAUUUAAGGAGACUUUACAGAUAUAUGCCUUGCACAACAAAUUUGAAUUCGAAACCAAAACUUCGAAUCCUUGGGUUCUCCAUGUUAUUUGUGUUGAUCAAAAUUGCAAAUGGGCUGUCCGUGGAGUUAGAAUCAAGGAAUCAGAUUAUUUUCAAAUCAAAAGGUUUGACAACGUCCAUUCUUGCUCAAUUGACUAUAGACUUGGUGCAAAUAGGCAAGCAACCGCUGCAGUUAUAGGAAAACUUAUUAAACAUCAGUACCUUGAUGCUUCCAGAAAGCCUUAUCAACCAAAAGCAAUAAUGGCAGACUUAAGCAGGGAGUUAGGGCUGAAUGUGAGUUACAAAAAGGCAUGGAGGGGAAAGGAGCGUGCCUUGACUUCAAUAUCUGGAACAAACAUAGAAUCGUAUGGAAAGUUACCAACUUUAUGCUACAUGUUGAAAAAAACAAAUCCAGGUUCACUUGUUUUGCUUGACACUGAUAAGAAAGGGAAUUUCAAAACUUUGUUUAUGUCACUAGGAGCUUGGAGAGAAGGAUGGGCCUUUUGUCGUCCAGUUAUUAGCGUUGAUGGUUCUUUUCUGAAAGCCAAGUUUCGUGGAACAAUUCUGAGUGCAUGUUCUCUUGAUGCGAAUAGACAAAUUUUUCCAGUAGCCUUUGGAAUAUGUGAAAGAGAGAACAAGGAGUCGUGGUCAUGGUUUUUUAAUAAACUCAAGGAAGCCAUUGGGGUUAGAGCUGAUCUCUGUAUCGUGUCUGAUAGGAAUGAAGGUCUGAUUCGGGCUGCACAAGAUAUUUAUCCUGAAGCUGAUCAUGGGCAUUGCGUCCAACAUAUAUUGGGAAACAUAACAUCCAAGUACAAAGGAAAUUCAAAGAGAGUUACUACUUUUUUCAAUGCAGCUGCACGGGCAGCAACAGAGCGCAAAUGGGAAUAUUUCAUGAAGUUAUUAGAUGCAGAGGAUCCUCAAAUAAGGCAAUUUCUGGAAAAAAUUGGUCAUGAUAAGUGGGCAAGAUGUAAGUUUGCACGAAGGAGAUACUCGAUGGUAACUUCAAAUAAUGCUGAGUCAUUAAACGCAAUGGACGCAACCGCAAGAGAAUACCCAAUAUCAAUGUUGAUUGAGUUCCUAAGAUCAAGAAUGCAAACAUGGUUCCAUGACAGAAGGAAAUUAGCAAUUGAGAAUAAUUCAAAACUAUCUCUUGCAGCAGAGGAAGUGCUGGUUAACCUUCUCAAUGAUUCAACAGGGAUGAUUGUGAGACCAAGUACGGCUUACUUGUUUGAAGUGAUUGACAAAGCUUGCAGAGCAUACAUUGUUGACCUACUGGAAAGGACAUGCACGUGUAAAGAAUUUCAAUUGGAGGACUUUGUUUGUGUACAUGCCGUGGCAGCGAUUGCACACCGGAAAGGUCUAUCAUGCUAUGAUUUUGUUUCAGAAUACUACAAGAACAGUGCAUGGUUAAAUGCAUAUAGUGGAGUGGUAUAUCCUUUAGGAGAGUAUUCUGUUGAUGAUAUUCCAAUGGAGGACCGCAACAGGGUUGUAAAACCACCAGUCUCGGAUAAAAAGACAGCUGGGAGACCGAAAAACAAAAGAAUCCCUUCAAAGGGUGAGUUUGUGUCAAGACAAACUUGUGGGAGAUGCAAGCAACAUGGUCACAAUCAAAAAACAUGCCACAACCCAAUACCACGAGUUCCUAGAUAGAUUUUACUAUAAAAUGUGUUUGGUCUUUGUAAACAAUCGUAUUGAAUUACUUUACUUCAUAAUAAUAGUGCUGUAAUAAGGAUAUUAUGUCAGGAUUAUAACCUGCAGUUUUCUGGGCAGUGACUAAAGUGUAUUAUGUCAGGGUAUUAGGUGACAUAUGAUUGCUAUUACUGGUUUUGGUUGUUG
Cuscuta epithymum is the source of this 2825-nucleotide messenger RNA. The record is from the annotation of a GenBank genome assembly. NCBI's taxonomy places the organism in Eukaryota, Viridiplantae, Streptophyta, Magnoliopsida, Solanales, Convolvulaceae.